Molecule: messenger RNA, 283 nt
Organism: Python bivittatus (Burmese python)
Lineage: Eukaryota; Metazoa; Chordata; Lepidosauria; Squamata; Pythonidae
Source: RefSeq, a predicted model, not a curated record
AUGCAGAUAUCGGUAGAUGAUCGCAUUAAACUACUACAAGAAACACACUGUGAUUAUGGACCUGCAUCUCAAGAUUUUCUUUCCACAUCUGUACAACUACCAUGGCAAAGAUCAGUAUCUCACAACAGAGUUCCCUACUACAUUAAUCAUCACACUCAAACAACCUCCUGGGAUCAUCCUAAAAUGACCGAACUGUUCCAAUCACUAUCUGACUUGAACAACGUGCGCUUUUCUGCUUACCGUACAGCCAUCAAGAUCCGGAGACUACAAAAAGCCUUGUGUU